AUGAUUCGCCGCUCGCUGCUGCUCACGAUGAUCGGGCUCUUCCUCAUCUCCGUCGUCAUCUCCGUUCAUGCCGAAACGAUGCCGGACUCGGAACUGAUCCGGUAUGACUGCAGCUUGACCAAGAAAGUGGACAAUGUCGACCAGGACUGCACGUACAACCGGCGGAAGAUUGCUGACGCUGACGCCCAGAGGAUCUGGUUUACCAUCCGCGACUUGCCCAAAGACAAAUUGAUCGUUUACCGGUGCGGCCUUGCCGAAACGUUCUGCCUGUCAAAGAACAACACCCCGCUGGCCGAUGAGAAGAUUGGGUGCUAUCAGUACCACGUCGAGGAUCCUGGCUGCAACUGCCAGUUUGACGGGGACUUUACUUUCACACCCGCGGAUUCGGACGUGCUGGCCCUCUGGAAGCAGUACCAGAAGUCGCUGCGCCCCUUCCCCUGGGCGCCCUCUCCCGCCCUCGCUGACCCACCGAGCUGCGGUACCUACGAAGUGCCCGAUACGACUGCGUCCCCCUCAAAUUCCGCCUCCUGCUCUUCGUGGCCCUCUUCGCCCCUGCUCCUCUCCGCCAACAUUAUCCUCGUCGUCCGCUUCAUGUUCCCA
This is a messenger RNA of Mesorhabditis spiculigera, 600 nucleotides long. The record is from the annotation of a GenBank genome assembly. NCBI's taxonomy places the organism in Eukaryota, Metazoa, Nematoda, Chromadorea, Rhabditida, Rhabditidae.